Messenger RNA from Effrenium voratum, 2307 nucleotides. The record is from the annotation of a GenBank genome assembly. NCBI's taxonomy places the organism in Eukaryota, Dinophyceae, Suessiales, Symbiodiniaceae.
GUUGACGGGUUGGCAGUGCGUCUCACAUGGGAUGGGCGGCGACAAUCCCUGUGAUGUCUCACCCGUUUCGAAGGCAUCCCAGUCCUCCCUGGACAGCCCCAAGCGUUGGCGCUUCUUAGAGCAGGCCUUGAUAUGCGCCUGCGCCACGCGCAGCGGACAGCAAAUGCCUUCCACGCCAAGGACCAGCGACAAAAGCGACAUGUGUGAGAUGCAACGGGCAGCAUGGAGAAGCAAAUCCGUGCCGCAGAUUGAAGAGGUGAACGAUGAACCCAAAUUGCGACGCAAGGCAACUGUGUCUUCCCUCCUGGGGCAGGACGAACAUUCUCCUCGAUUGUCCUUGGUGAGUGGCCCAGGAGUGGAUGUGUGCAUGUCACCUCGAGCACUCUUACGACCCAUCCUUGGCACGUCACUACUGGAAGUCAGCAGUGAUUUGCUUUGUCCAAAGCAUGAAGGUCAAUUGGAAGUCUUCGAGCACUAUGAGUUCAUCUCCGCCGUGGGCAGCGGCGCCUUCGGCCGCGUGCUGCGCGCCAAGCACCGCCAGGGCGGGCAGAUGCGCGCCUGCAAGGCGUUGACCGCCAGUACUCCACUGGAACGCAAGCUGGUGGAGACAGAGAUUGCCAUCCUAAAAGCACUGAAUCAUCCACAUGUACUGCAGCUGCAUGAAGUGUACUUUGAGCCCAGCACCACGGAGCGGCAACGGAAGGUCUACCUUCUCACGGAGUUGUGCACCGGCGGGGAUUUGCUUUUCCGCAUUGCGUACCACUACCAGACCUUGAAAUGCCCAAUGACGGAGGGCCACGUUGCCUAUCAGCUCCGACAGCUUCUCUCUGCUGCGAUGUACUGCCACCAGCGUGGCAUUGUACAUCGGGAUGUGAAGCCUGACAACGUUCUUUUUGUAGAUGCCACGGCCAGCAGCCCUUUGAAGCUGAUCGACCUGGGCCUGGCGGGCUUCGCGCAGCAGCUGCGGGAGAACGCCGUGGAGGUCUCCAUCCCGCGGAGCAAGUCCUUGGGGCGCCUGGCGAAGGUGCUGCCCCGCAUCGGGGCACGCUGGUUUCACGUCAGGAAGCAGAUGAUGCAACGCGCCGGCACCGCCUUCUACAUGGCCCCGGAAAUGAUUAAUGCGGGCGUCUAUGACCAGAAAGCGGCCUCUCUGCUUGCUCGCCUUUUCCUAGGGUUUGGUGGCUGUUUCCCAUUCAAGCCGCAAAAAACUCGUCACGGAUCAGAAGACGAGCAGCCCAGUUUGAUAUGUUUGGCACGUCACCUUGGCCCGCGAAGUCAUGUGCUGAGCGUCCUCAGUCCUCAGUUGGUGACCGAGGACUUGUUUAGUAUUGGCGCCAUCAUGUGUGAGAUGCUUACUGGCUGGCACCCAUUCUACACACCCAAUGUGGAUGAUGCGCAGUCUGUGCAGGCGAAAAUCAUUGCGCCGAAGCCAGUGUCCUUGCCAGAUGAACUGUUUGGCAAUAUUUCAGAGGGAGCCUGUGACGUCUGCCUCAGACUCUUGGAGAAGGACCCGGCCCGGCGCCUGAGCGCGGCGCAGGCGCUGCAGCAUCCCUGGUUUCUGAACCCAGACAUGCCCACGCCAUACGGCAGCAGCGAUGGCGUUGGUGCAUGGAUCUUUGAAGGCCUGAAGCAGUAUGCCUCCUCCAACAAGCUGCACCAGGCGUCCCUUCAGUUGCUGGCCCAGGAGCUUGACGAAGAAUCAGUGCAGGAGCUUCGGGAGACGUUCCUUGCCCUUGACGCUUCUGGCGAUGGGUGCCUGGACGCCGACGAGCUCAUGCGCGCCGCCUCAGCCGUGGACUACGCGCUGGAGCCGGAGGAGGCCUCGCGGCUGGUGCGCCAGCUUCGGGGCGGCUACCGGGAGUUCACAGCAGCCCUUGCCGGUUGUAAAGUAAGAUAUACUUCUGAGCAGCUGAAGCGUUGCUUCCAGAAGCUGAGUGUAUGCGGCCUUAUUCGCUUCCAGGACAUGCAAGUCCUGCUAUGCAAUUCAAUCUCGGAGUCGGAGUGGGAGGACAUCGUCAGGUCUUGUACAGCCCAUGAAGAAGCUCCAACCAUUAAGUCAACAAUUAGUCUGGACAGUUUUUUGUUCAUGAUGCAAGCGGAAGAGGCAUCGCUCCCAACCUCAAGUUCACCAGUGCAUGUUUACGGGGAGGAGCCUGCGAAAGAGGCCUCUCCCAUGGAAUUCUGGCAGCGUUGCACAGAGCCCUUGUGCUGGCUCGCCAGCAACCAGUGAUCGCCGAUCCGAUGCGGUUUGUGCAGGUCAUUUAGGACGCGGCUUGUCGUUCAGCAGCCAAUUUCGAGAGAAACCUC